CCUUGUAGGAAAACAAAUGAACUCUACCCAGCAACGCAUGCCACAGAACAGAUUGAGAGGGCUAAUCAUUUAUUUGCUCCUGGCUAUGGCUUUACUGUACAUUGCAUACUCCAAUCUCAUGUUCAGCAAAACUGAGCGCAAAGGUCCCGCUCUAACCAUUAUCUCCAACAAAAUUAUAGCACCACCCUUUAACCAUUCCUCCAACACCUCUUCGCCAGUAGAGCAAAGGCAAGUGAGCCCUGUUGUUGAACCACCACCACCCCCGAUGCGAUACCAACGAUCCGAUACUCAGCUGAAACACAUUGCUUUCGGGUUAGCAUCUUCGUCCCAUUUGUGGGAGACCAGGAAAGAGUACAUAAAAGCAUGGUGGAGGCCAAAUCAGACUAGAGGGGCGGUUUGGUUGGAUAAGAAAGUGGUGACGAAGAAAGGCGAAGCUCUGCCGGAGAUUCGGGUUUCCGCGAAUACGUCUCAUUUUAAGUACUCAAACAGGGUGGGGUCUAGAUCAGCAUUGAGGAUAACGAGAGUGGUCUCGGAGACAUUGAAGCUUAAAAUGAAGGAUGUUAGGUGGUUCGUUAUGGGGGAUGAUGACACAGCUUUUAUUGUUGAUAAUUUGGUCAGGGUGCUGUCUAAAUAUGAUCAUACAAAGUUUUAUUACAUUGGGAGUGCAUCAGAGAGUCAUAUUCAGAAUAUAUUGUUUUCAUAUUCAAUGGCUUUUGGAGGGGGUGGAUUUGCAAUAAGCUAUCCGUUGGCGAAAGAGUUGUCAAAGAUGCAGAACAAAUGCAUACAACGGUAUCCGUCAUUAUACGGUAGCGAUGACAGGAUACAGGCUUGCAUGGCUGAGCUUGGGGUGCCCCUCACCAGGGAGCUUGGCUUCCAUCAGUAUGAUGUGUAUGGAAACGUAUUAGGCCUCUUGGGAGCCCAUCCAGUGACUCCUUUGGUAUCACUUCACCACCUAGAUGUAUUGUAUCCUAUAUUCCCGGGUAUGAGACGAGCACGAGCUAUUUCGCACCUGCUUGAAGCCGCUAAAUUGGAUUCGGCGAGUCUGAUGCAACAAUCCAUCUGCUACGACUCAAUUCGAUACUGGUCCAUCUCGGUCUCGUGGGGCUAUGUGGUUCAAAUCUUGAGGGGAGUGAUGUCUCCAAGAGAGCUUGAGAUGCCGAGUAGAACAUUUUAUAGUUGGCACAAGCGAAAUGAUUACACUGCUUUUGCAUUUAACACUAGGCCUGUUGUAAAGCACCCUUGCCAGAAACCCUUUCUUUUCUACAUGUACAAAGUUAGGACUGAUCAUGAAAAGAACCAAACUAUUGGAAUUUACUAUCAUCAUCGAACAUUCAACCAUCAUUGCAGUUGGGAAAUGGACUCGCCAAAGAAACUCAAUUUUGUGGUGGUAGUAAAGAAGACAGAUGACGAUCGAUGGCUCAAGUCGCCAAGGAGGGAUUGUUGCAGAGUUCUUCCAAAGAUUAUAAACAGUACAUUGAUUUUAACUGUGGGAAAUUGCAGAGACGGUGAAAUUAGUGAGUUGCAGACCAAGAAAAUGUUAUGAUACCGAUAGGUUAUUUUUUUAACCAUGGCCAAAGUAGGCAUAC
This is a messenger RNA of Hibiscus syriacus, 1586 nucleotides long. RefSeq lists its product as uncharacterized. Gene Ontology annotation, molecular function: acetylglucosaminyltransferase activity. The record is from RefSeq and is a predicted model, not a curated record. Lineage: Eukaryota; Viridiplantae; Streptophyta; Magnoliopsida; Malvales; Malvaceae. The transcript has 3 exons. Bases 17 to 1543 code for a protein of 508 amino acids.